GCGGCAGCGGCGAAACUAACAUGGGACCGCAAAGCUCUCAAAAAUAACGUCAACUCUCUGACCAAUGACGUGGCAGAGAGUCUGUCACGUGACAGCCAGUUCAGUAAAUCAGGACUGACUACAGUAGCUGGAAGUCAUUUCUGGUCGCGCAGAGUCGGUCCUUGGUCCGGUUCUCCAGGAGAGGUUCCUGGUCUGGUUCCGGAUCUGGGUCCUGGUGAGGUCUGUCCGGGUCUUCCUGCGCUGCUCCGCCAUGGCUGUCUUUCCUGGAGGGGGGCAGCUGGACUUUGGGCUUUAACAGGAUCCUCGGGACCCCUGUAAAGGCGGCAGCUCUCCCAGCGUCUAGGAUGAUCUCGAGGAGCAGGAGCGCCAGCAGUGCUGGGGGGUCACCGGGCAGUGCUGCCUCUGAGGCUCGGUCUGUGGGAUCCACCAGGACCUGGGCGGCAGGGGGCGGGGGGAGGAACCCCAAUCCCCAUUACAGCAUGGGGGCUUCGUCCCUCCUGACGGGGGCUCCAGGGCUGGAUCCAGACUACGUCAUGCAGCUGGUCAGUGAUGUGCGGGGCUUUGCUGGAAUACUGGUCAGUCUGAAGGGCGCUUUCCAGCAUGAGGAGAACAUGAAGGAUCUACAGGAGCUUGUUCAGGAACGUUUGGCUGAACUCUUCCGAGCUCUAAAGGCCGUCAUUGGCAAACAUCGGACCCUAAACUCCGUAGACGUUCUCGGAGCAGCCGGCACCGUCAUGGCUAAAGUCAAAGGCGUGAAGUUCUCUGAGGUGACCUUUGAGGACCAAAGCGCCGUGUUCCGGGAGAUCCACGCUGCCAUCGACACGUUGGCCUUCACCUUUGGAAAUGUAGUUUCUGACUUCCUGAUGGGAGAUGUGGACAGGGCCUCAGGGUUGGGGGGCCCCCAGACCAGGAGAAGCAGGUCCUUUGACGACCUCUCUGCUGAUCCUGACCGACACCACAAACGGGAUGGGGGGGGCCCAGACCUGCAGCUCUCGAGAGAGGAGGAAGUGGACCUGACGCUGCUGAGGAACGAGGUCGGGGUGGAGUCGGCCCUUCUCUACGCCAAGGCCUGGUCCAAGCACAUCAAGGACCUCCUGGUGUGGAUGGAGAAGCGGGUGUCCAUGGAUAUCGAAUACGCUAAAAACUACAGCAAAAUUGCAGAGUCAGCAAAGGCGCUGGCCAGCCAGCAGGACUUCAUGCCGUUCAGUGACAUCUACAUCUCCACCUUUAAGAAGGACAUUGAACACAACACGCUGCUCUUACAGACUGCGCUCGCCCUCCAAUCAAAUAAGUUCAUCCAGCCUCUUCUGGCUCGGAAGAAUGAACUGGACAAGCUGAGGAAGGAGUUGAAGGAGCAGUGGCAGCGGGAGCAGAGGAAGAUGCACGAGGCCAAUGCGGCGCUGAGAAAAGCCCAGACUCUGGCAGAGCAGAGGCAGGAGGAGUACAAGAAGGUGCUCUCAUCCAGCAGCCGCUCUCAGGAGGAGCAGGGUAACCCCGGCAACAAGCAGCUGGACAGGAGGAGACGGCUGGAGGAGGAGGCGCUGCAGAAGGCUGAAGAGGCACAGGACCAGUACCAGAGCUGCCGGGCUGACGCCGGUGUCAGGAGGAUGGACCUGGCCAACGCCAAGAGGACGGUUCUUACACAGCUCCGGGAGACAAUCUUCCAGUGUGACCUGACCCUUAAAGCUGUGACGGUGAACUGGCUUCAGAUCCAGCAGGCUCAGACGGUGGUGGCCCCCACUCACUACCAGGCCCUGAACGAGAACGCCAAACUGUACGAACCUGGAGAAUGCUACGCUGAGUUUGUGAGGAACCUCCCCAGGAACCUGCCCAAAGAGCAUCUUCACUCAGUCUCCUGCGAGGGUUCAAGGUUUGGGUUCAACAAACGAUUCCUGAGCAGCAGUCAUUCCUCCCAAGGGAACCUGUCCCAAACGUCCACCACCGUGUGCGAUGAAGGGGAUCUUCUUCAUCCCCAGCCUGUAAAGAUGGGAGGAGAAAGGUCCAGCAGCAGCACUGACUUACCAGAUGUUUCUGCGGCCUCCAGGAACCAGGCCCAACGGAAAGCCUGGGCCUCCGGUAGCCAGGUCAGCCAGGGGGGCGUGUGCAGCGACUCUGAGAGCGCAGGGGGCAGCAGCGAAUCCAGGUCCAUCGACUCUCCCACUGCAAGCCCAGGUGACUUAAGGCGGCGGCUGCCCAGGACGCCGUCCACUGGGACCAUGUCUUCAGCGGAUGAUCUGGACGACAGGGAGCCACUGUCUCCCUUAGACAACGGUCCGGCUGAGCUGGUGACCAGCAGUUCUCCGGGUCCGUUCCGGAACGCUCAGAUGUCCAAAGCGGCUCAGACCCACCGGCUCCGUAAACUCCGGGCCCCCUCCAAGUGCAGGGAAUGUGACGGACUGGUGGUUUUUCACGGGGCCGAGUGUGAAGAGUGCUCGCUGGCGUGCCAUAAGAAGUGUCUGGAAACGCUCGCCAUCCAGUGCGGCCACAGGAAGCUGCCGGGGAAGCUGCAGCUGUUCGGGGUGGACUUUGCGCUGGCGGCUAAGAACUGUCCUGACGGGAUUCCCUUCAUCAUCAGGAAGUGUGCGUCUGAGAUUGAGAGCCGAGCUCUGAACGUCAAGGGCAUUUACCGCGUGAACGGCGCCAAGUCCAGAGUGGAGAAACUCUGUCAGGCGUUUGAAAACGGAAAGGAUUUAGUGGAGUUGUCUGAACACUCACCGCAUGACAUCAGCAAUGUCCUGAAGCUCUACCUGCGACAGUUACCGGAGCCGCUGAUCCUCCACCGGUUCUACAACGACUUCAUCGGAUUGGCCAAGGAGUCCCAGAGAGCAUCCAAGGAGGGGGGCGGCAGAAACCAGAAGGGCCAGCAUGCAGGGAAGGGGCCGGGCCCCCACAUGAAGAAAGUCUUCUCCCGGGUCAGGGAACUGCUGAACCAGCUUCCUGUUUCUAACUUCAGGACGCUGUGUUUCCUGACGGCUCACCUGAACAGGGUGGCAGAACAUGCAGAGGAGAACAAGAUGACCGUCAGUAACCUGGGCAUCAUCUUUGGGCCCACGCUGGUGAAGCCCCAGCAGACGGACGCCGAGGUGUCCCUGUCGUCCCUGGUGGACUACCCCUACCAGGUCCUGAUGGUGGAGCUGCUGGUGCGACAUUUCCACCUCGUCUUUGACAAUCCGCCUCUGCAGGGGUCUGAAACGGCUCGGAACUCCCCCAGGCUGACCCCCCAGCAGAAGGUCCGGCAGCUCAGCAAGCACUCCACCUCGCUGACAGACAUAAAGGAGAACCCCAAAGUCUUUAAGAGGUUCUCCUCCGUCAUCCCCUCCACACACAUUCUGGACGAGGUUCAGGAAGUGGAGCCUGGAAAAGACCAAACGGAGGUUUCGGGCCAGUCCAACGAAGGGCCCACUUCUCCUGGGGGGGACGUGCAAAGGUCAGCUUUGAUGUUCCAAGGCCCCCCCUCCACCGCUGUGCAGCAAAAGAUUCAGCUUCGGCCGCAGCGCGGCUGGCAGGCGUCUCGACCAAUCAGCAUGCCCUUGGCGAGGAACCACAGAAACGUCACGGGGGAGGGCUGCGAGCGGGACGCCCCCCCCGUGAGCAUCCAGGAGGAGCCCGAGCCGGAGCGGGUCCGGCCGUGCACCUCCUCCAGGGUGAGCAGCUACUACAUAUCGCCGUUCAUCGACACGCAGACCAUGCCCCGCAAGACGUGGGACAGGAAGUACAAGCACUAUGACGUCACGCCACGCACCGCCAUGAUCAUCGCCAACCUGCCCCCGCCCCACUCCGGAACCCAGCCCAUUACGACAGCGCUGUCCGCCGGCAGGGGUGGGGCUGCUGCCUCUGAGACCCCCCCCAGCCCGGUGGUCCCGUUUUCUGUUGCAAAGAGGGACUCUCCCAGUCCGAUGCUGACUCUCAGGGCGCCCAGGACUCUGCAGCCCCCCCCAGGGACGUUUUACAAGCCCCUACCUUCCAGUACUCUUUUAAAUGGGGGUGCCCCUGUAGCCCCACCCACGUCACCCCCCCACCCCGAACCCUCUCUACCAUUGACCUCAGCAACUGCCCCAGUGAGCCCCAAGCAGGCCCCCCUCCCCACGCAUGUCUCCUCUGACGGCGCCUCCCCCCCUCCUCCAGCCCCCAGCAGCCCCAGUGAUUGUAAGCCCGUCCAGCAAAGACUCCGCCCCCGGCGCCUGCAGGAACUUGAACACAGAGAAUCUCAUUUUGUUUGACAGAAGCUUUACGGCGACGUUUGAGAAAGUUUAGUUCUUCUCGGUCCAGAGGAUGAUCCUGCAGCAGGAGGAGGAGGAGCCAGGAGGAGGAGGAGGAGGAGUCAGGAGGAGGAGGAGGAG
Molecule: messenger RNA, 4340 nt
Organism: Oryzias latipes (Japanese medaka)
Lineage: Eukaryota; Metazoa; Chordata; Actinopteri; Beloniformes; Adrianichthyidae
Product: rho GTPase-activating protein 29
Biological process (GO): signal transduction; activation of GTPase activity
Cellular component (GO): cytoplasm
Molecular function (GO): GTPase activator activity
Source: RefSeq, a predicted model, not a curated record